AUGGCCAAAACAGGAGAGCGAGAAGUGGAAUGGGACAUCACCCUCAGGAGAUGUCCUCACCACUUCUUCCCUCUCCAGGUCUCUGCCUCGUCCGACCCCCGUUCGGCCAGGGGUGAGGAGCUGCCGCCAUCAGGCAAGGCGCGGGGGCUGAGGCGCAGUGGGCAGGCUGGCCCGCGGCGGCACAGGCGCCGUGGGGUGGCUCAGCAGGCUGCCAGGAGCCCAGCGGUGCCCCAGCCCAGCAGCGCUGGCCGGGAGGAGAGCCUGCCCUUCGUGCUGGACCUGCAGAGCUUGCCAGGGCUGGCCAACGUGGACCUGAGCGCUCAGAACCCCAACAUCCAGGUGACCAUCGAAGUGGUGGAUGACCCUCAGGCUGAGAUGGAGAUGGACUUGUUGAAGGAGACAAGCAAUGACUGGUCCCUGACAUCCUCUGAGUGGUUGUCCCACAAGGACCUCUUCUGGCCCCUCUUCUGGGAAUACACCGACCAUGCUGAGGAGGAGGAGGAGGAGGAGGAGGAAGAGGAAGACAAUCUGGAUGUAGGGGACAGGGAGGAGGAAGAGGAGGAUGAUGAGGAGGAAGAUUACACAGCAGAGUAUGAGGAGGAGUCAUCCAUGCUCAGUGGAGUGGGAAGUGACUGGGAUCAGCAGUGGCCUGGGCAGAAGAACUGGAUCUUUAAGGAAAAAUAUAAUUACGACUAUGAAGAUGAGGAGGAGUGGAGCCCAUGGUCCCCUUGCAGCAUCACCUGUGGCAGUGGCAACCAGAAGAGGACCCGGUCCUGUGGCUAUGCCUGCACAGCAACGGAGUCGAGGACCUGCGACCUGCCGCGCUGCCCUGGAGCAGAGGGGGAAAUGGUCUUCCCCACAGAGGAGACGCCUUUCAAAAGUGACAACACCACAGAGCUGUUCAACUCAGAGGUGGACAGCUGUGAGAAGUGGCUGAACUGCAAGAGCGACUUCCUCACCAAGUACCUGAGCAAGGUGCUGACGGACCUGCCCAGCUGCCCCUGCUCCUACCCGCUGGAGGCUGUCUACAGUGCUGUCAACCUGCGGGAUGAGCGGCAGGGCAAGAGCUUCCGAUGGCGGGACGCUAGUGGCCCCAAGGAGCGCCUGGGCAUCUACAAGCCGACGGCACGCCUCUGCCUGCGCUCCAUCAGGGGUGACUGGAGCCGCUACCAUGCCGUCCGGCCCCCCAACAACGGGCGACGGUGUGUUGACAACCCCACUGAGGAGGAGUACCUCUCCCAGCUGCAGGAGGCCAAGGAGUACUAG
Charadrius vociferus (killdeer) is the source of this 1266-nucleotide messenger RNA. RefSeq names its product isthmin 2 (gene ISM2). NCBI's taxonomy places the organism in Eukaryota, Metazoa, Chordata, Aves, Charadriiformes, Charadriidae. The transcript is spliced from 7 exons. Bases 1 to 1266 code for a protein of 421 amino acids. The record is from RefSeq and is a predicted model, not a curated record.